This is a messenger RNA of Bactrocera latifrons, 2289 nucleotides long. Its product is annotated as acyl-CoA synthetase family member 2, mitochondrial-like. Gene Ontology annotation, molecular function: medium-chain fatty acid-CoA ligase activity. The record is from RefSeq and is a predicted model, not a curated record. NCBI's taxonomy places the organism in Eukaryota, Metazoa, Arthropoda, Insecta, Diptera, Tephritidae. Gene Ontology annotation, biological process: fatty acid metabolic process.
CGCAUUGAACAAAUUUAGUCGUGCAAUGACUACUGGUGGCACACUAGUGUGUACACCAAAGCCUCAGACUGUCUUACUUGAGUGUUGUCGGCAAAGACUGCAAAUAUUACACUUAACUUAUUAAUACAACUACAACAUAUUGAGUUUAAUAAAUAGAAGAACGCGUGUCAUAAAGGGUUAUCGUCUUGCCGAGUGUCGUUUCUCUGUUUAUCGGUUCGUCGCAUAAAUAAUAAGACAUAUUUGCUCACACGCAACUGUCUCUGAAGUCUGCGUCGAUUUAGAACACCGAGCAACCUUCACCUUGAAUUAAUUUGCAAGUGUGAGCUAUGAUGAACGGCAAAAGGUUUGCCUUUACUCAGCAUUUCUAUAAGAGUGUGCUCAGCCCAUCGCGCAGGCAGCGUUCUCUCAUUUGGCUCCGACGUUUAUCUGUGGAACCGCCAGCAACUGUGAAGGGGCACAACUCUCACCCCGCCCACUUACAUUAUAUUGGCAAGCAUCCUUUGGUAUAUCGCAGUGUUGGCCAGGAAUUGGAACGUGCUGCUGCCGAAUAUGGUGAACGUGCUGCUGCCGAAUAUGGCAGUGCGGAGUCCAUUGUUUCGUGUCACGAACAAAAGCGCUACACAUUCCGCAGUCUCAUUGAGGAUGUCGAUCGUGUUGCCGCCGGCCUAUUGAAACUCGGUCUGCAGCAAGGCGAUCAUGUGGGCAUUUGGGCACCCAAUAACAUGCAUUGGUAUCUGACAAUGUUGGGAGCAGCACGUGCCGGUUUGGUGUCAGUAGGCAUAAAUCCCGCCUUUCAAGGGCCCGAAGUUGAAUACUGUCUGAAGAAGGUCAAAGUGAAGGCACUAAUAAUGCCGGAGAGCUUUAAGACGCAAAACUACUAUGAAAUCAUGAAAGGUAUUUGUCCGGAAUUACCGGAUAAUGUUGAUGGCCGCAUUAAGAGUGCCAACUUACCACAUCUAAAGUACGUCGUUGUGGACAGCCCGAAUAAACUGAAAGGCGCACUUACUUUCGACGAUUUACUCGAUUUGAGCAACCCAGGUGAACGUGAGGCUAUCAUACAGCUGCAACAUCAUAUUAUGCCAGAUAGUGGUUGCAAUAUACAGUUCACCUCUGGCACCACGGGAAAACCGAAGGCCGCGGUCCUAUCACAUUACAAUUUCGUUAAUAACGGCAUACAUAUCGGCAAUCGUAACCAAUUCGACGUUAGCUCUCGCAUCUGCGUUCAAGUUCCGCUUUUUCACGUCUAUGGCGUGGUCAUAACUAUAAUGUCUGCGAUGACACAUGGCAGCACCUUGGUGCUACCGGCAGCCGGGUUCAGUCCAGCCGACUCGUUACACGCCAUUGUCAAUGAGAAAUGCACCGUUAUACAUGGCACACCCACCAUGUACGUUGAUCUUAUCAAGAAGCAGCGAGAACUAAAACUUCCGUUAGAGACUGCGAAAAUGGCCGUCACUGGGGGAGCGCCGUGCUCGCCUCAACUUUUCUUAGAUAUUAAAAAUAUUUUGGGCCUGGAUCAUGUGCGUACCGUUUAUGGCUUGACCGAAACCACAGCAGUAAUAUUUCAGUCCAAACCGGGCGAUAAAAGUGAACAGAUUUUGAACACCGUAGGGCAUUUGCUUGAACACAUUGAAGUCAAAGUUGUCGAUGCUGAAGGCCAUAUAGUGCAGUUCGGCGAACCAGGCGAGCUCUAUGUGCGCGGCUAUGCCACAAUGUUGGAAUACUAUGACGAUGCGGAGAAAACAAAAGAAACCAUUGGCAACGACAAGUGGCUAAAAACCGGUGACCAAUUCAUUUUGCAAGCAGACGGCUAUGGCCGUAUUGUUGGGCGCUUGAAGGAGAUGAUCAUACGCGGUGGAGAAAAUCUGUUUCCCAAGGAAAUUGAAGACUUUCUCAACUCACAUCCGAAAAUCAUUGAAGCGCAUGUCAUCGGCGUGCCAGAUGAACGGUUAGGUGAGGAGUGUUGCGCCUUCGUGCGUUUGCAAGAUGGCGUAGUGACCAUUACACACAAUGAAGUGAAGGAAUUCGCCAAAGGAAAGUUGGCACACUUCAAAGUGCCUCGUUACAUAAUACCGAUCGAUCAAUUUCCUAGAACUGCUUCGGGUAAAAUACAAAAGUUCAAGCUCGCCGAGGCUUACAAAGAAAUGCAAAAAUAAAAUCAGUAGUUCAUAUUUAGAAAUUUAGUCGAGACUCGCACUAAUUGUAUAUGCCUCCGAAAAUGAAGAAAAGUAUUUAACUAAAUGGAUAAUCACCCAUAAUUUAAUAAAAUAUUUACUAAUUAUUUCAUAAUAA